UCAUGAUCUGCAUCACACCUUGAAAAGGAAACUUUAAUAAGGCUUCUUUAUAGAAUUAUAUAAACAAGGAUGAUAAAAAUACCAUUACCCAUAUUUGAUUGUCAAUUCAGGCCGGUUUAGUAACUUCUUUGAUCGUCAAUAGAAAAAACGGUGCCUAGCACUUUUUGGAGGUAGGUAGAUUAUCAUUCAUCUUUAAUCUUGGUUCUUCGAUAACAGCCGCCAUUUCAUCAAGAGUGUGGCCGUUCUGAUUCGGAAAAACAAAAUUAGUUACUUAUAACACGUAAAAUCACAGAAGAUAUGAUUAUAUACAAUUUAUGAGCUAAUUAACAUGAAGAUUUAGGUUUUAUGUUAUUGCCACAACCGGUGAAAACUAAUAAGAUUCUACUUUAACGAAAAAAUAUACAAUGAGCUUCUACCAUCAAUCAUAUCAAGAAAUGUGUGAAUAUGAUACACUGCCUGCUCAUAGCUAGCGCUUCAUGAAGAAACCUUAGUUCGAAACGAACGAGAGUUCGCCCUAGACCUUUUCUCUCUGGCACACCGCCCGAGGCGCCGUUUCAAGGUCACCCUCCGAUCUCCAUGGAUUCACACUGCAAGGUUUUCUCUGUCAUCGUCUCCGUCCAAACCUCCAUUUAAGAAGCUAUGCUUCUCCUCGUCAGGACUCCACCUAGGUUAACCCGAAGCAUUUCAAGGAGAGGUGAAGAACUCUUGAAAUCUCAAAGGUCAAGCUUUUCACCUGUCUCUGCGUUUUCCACGCCUAGUUUGUUGCCUCCGGUGAGAACUCGCCUUUCCAAUGUCUCAGGCCCUGCUUUCCUUUCAGUGACGAAGAGCCCUCCUUCACUACCCUCUAAGCCGGAACCUCCAGAUCUGGUUCCGAGGGAGCAGCUAGAACACUUGUUUGAAGCUCUCUCUCCGCCAGAUCAGCCGCUUGAAGCUCUCUCUCCACCAGAUCUGCCGCUUGAAGCUCGCUCUCCGCCAGAACCACCAGACCCUCCUGACGUACCCGUCGUUGGUAAUAUGAUUCUUUGCUGGUGCGUUGACUGGAGUUCUAAAUGUUCCUUUCCCAGCAUGAUUGUCAUUUUGGUUGUUGCUGCAACACUGGUCUCUCUUUCUCGUCCAUUAAUCCAGGGAGUCUAAUGUUGAAGAUUAGAAAUACUUCUAACACUGAAGUUCUAGUCAAAGGCUUUGUAGCUAUGUUGAAGAUUGUUGAUUGUGCACUUGUUGUUGCUUCAAUCCUGGGAGUUAUAUCACUGAUUGUGGUCUCUAAUUUCCAAGGCUUCGUCUCACUUUGCAGCUCGAUGGUCGUUGAGAUCAGAGGACUUCUCGACGUCAUUAGUUGUUUAAACGUUUUGUAUGCUCCUAUCUUUCUAUGUUGUAUUUGUUUUCUUGUAAUAGCUUGUUUGUUUAGCGUGGAUGGCUCUGUUUUCAUGUUCCAUAAACACUCUCUCCAUGAAUGGAGAGUAAGAAUCUAUAAAAGUUGAGGUUUGUUAAAAAAAAAAAAGCUAGCGCUUCAUGUUUAUCAGUUGUUCAGGUU
Molecule: messenger RNA, 1531 nt
Organism: Brassica napus (rape)
Lineage: Eukaryota; Viridiplantae; Streptophyta; Magnoliopsida; Brassicales; Brassicaceae
Product: WAS/WASL-interacting protein family member 3-like
Exons: 2
Coding region: 640-1134 (164 amino acids)
Source: RefSeq, a predicted model, not a curated record